AUGGCCCUCGCUCUCAAGUUCCCUCGGAUGCACGUCUUUGCGUCGAACCUCGAAGAUGGGAACCCAAAGAAAUUCAAGGAGAUGGAAGAGGCUUUCGGCAGCCCUGUGCUUGCUGAAGAGCUGAAGCUGGCAAUUGGGUUCAUUCUGUCGAAGAAGAGAGCCGCAUGUGAGCUUAGCAAACUGCUGAGGGCAUCUGGGUUGACGACGGAGGCGGUGCCUGUGAAGGGAUUUGUACCAACCGUGCGUGACAGGAAGGAGGCUCUUCCAGGUCCUGGCGCAGAGAAGCAUUCUCCACCGAGCGAGGCAGAUUCGCCAAAAAAGCGGCGCAAGCUGAACGAUUCAAGCACCGCAGAGAAGGAAGUCAUUUCUGUACUGUCAGACUCCGAGACUGCGAUUGCAAGCAGUUCUGGCUCGGAAGAUGAUCGUCAGCUAGGGACGAAGGUGCCUGCAAGGAAGAAGCAGGCUGGGAAAUCGGAGAACGCUCCAGCAGAUCCCAGCGCAUCUCUUUGUGGCAGGACUGUGGGAGUCUAUCGCGUGCAGUGGUACGAUGAAUGCUUAAAAGCCAACAAGAUCCUUCCUAUGGAACCAUACUUGAUCUACGCAGGCAAGAUUAUUCCCAGGAAAUCCGAGGCGUCAGACUCAGCGAACCCCUUGGGCAACACCGUACCCUCCAAGUACUCCGAAGCGCCAGAUCCAAAGAGCAUCUGGAAUCGCGCCAAAAAUGACACCCCACCACCGGCGGGCCAGAGGUCAUUCAACGGCCAUCGCGAUGGGCAUUCUCGGGGUCAGAAGCCAGGUCUUAUACGCAAGGAGACAUCCGACGACGAGGAGGAGAAGCAGAUGCCGGAACUCCCUGAUUACCUCAAGAACCCGUAUUCAUGCUUUCGUCGGACUCCGAUGCACGGUCCUAACGACGAGUUCGUGGAGCAACUGAGGAAGAUCAAAAAGAUACGCGAGAUUGAGGGUGAUCAAGUAGGUUUUCGCUCUUACAAUGCCGCUAUAGCUUCCAUCGCUGCAUAUCCCUUCAAGAUCAAAUGUCUCGCAGAAGUCACGAGACUGCAUGCUUGUGGGCAGAAGUUUGCACAGUUGUGGUACGAAUGGCAUAGAACUGGUAAAGUCGCGGAGAUUGAAGACAAGAAGGUCGAUGAUCGAUUCAAGAUAAUAGAGAUCUUCUACGGUAUCCACGAUGUGGGUGCCCAUACAGCACUAAGCUAUUACGCGAGGGGGUGGAGAGACUUGGAUGAUAUUGUCGAGAACUGGAACAAGAUCCAGAGGAACCAACAGAUUGGGGUGAAGUACUAUGAUGAGUUCAACAAGAUGAAGAUCCCGCGGUCGGAAGUCAAGAACAUCGGCGAUGUAACCCUGGACCACGCCAAUCGACUGCGACCCGGCUUCCAGUUGGUCAUCUGUGGCGGCUACCGCAGAGGAAAGCUAAUGUCCGGAGAUGUCGAUAUCAUGUUGAGCCACCCAGACGAAGAAGCCACCGACGGGACGAUCCACGAGCUUCUCAAUAGCUUGGAACAGGACGGGUACCUCACACACCGCCUCGACGUCUCCGACAGAAACAGUCGGCGAGGCCAAGAACCGUCCCAGAAUGGAGGUUCGGGAGCGGCUUCUUCAGGAUUCGAUAGUCUCGACAAGGGCCUGAUUGUUUGGCAAGACCCGGACUGGCCAACCAAGGAAGACGACCUGAAGGCGAAUCCGCACGCGAGGAACCCGAAUCCGCACCGCCGAGUCGACAUCCUCGUGUCUCCUUGGAAGACAGCCGGGUGUGCGGUGCUGGGAUGGACUGGGGGCACGAUGUUCGAGAGAGAUCUCAGACUGUACUGUCGUGAGAAGCUGAACCUGAGGUUCGAUAGCAGCGGUAUCCGGAGGCGCGAUGAUGGGACCUGGCUUGAUUUAGAGGCCGGGGGAACGGACAUGGUUGAGAAGGAGAAGAUGGUAUUUGCCGGGCUCAAGAUUCCGUGGCGGGAGCCGACGGAGAGAUACACGGAUUGA
Drepanopeziza brunnea f. sp. 'multigermtubi' MB_m1 is the source of this 1998-nucleotide messenger RNA. RefSeq lists its product as uncharacterized. Gene Ontology annotation, cellular component: nucleus. Gene Ontology annotation, molecular function: DNA-directed DNA polymerase activity; DNA binding. Lineage: Eukaryota; Fungi; Ascomycota; Leotiomycetes; Helotiales; Drepanopezizaceae. The record is from RefSeq and is a predicted model, not a curated record. Gene Ontology annotation, biological process: double-strand break repair via nonhomologous end joining.